This is a messenger RNA of Aspergillus calidoustus, 675 nucleotides long. Lineage: Eukaryota; Fungi; Ascomycota; Eurotiomycetes; Eurotiales; Aspergillaceae. The record is from the annotation of a GenBank genome assembly.
AUGGAGGACCUCCUGGAGGUUUUCAAUCCUCGCAAGAGAUCUAGGCUUCUCUCACCAAUAUCCACCCUCCCAGUCGAGCUCGUCUUGAUAAUCGCCAACUUUCUGUCCCCUAAAGACCUAUCCCACCUUCUCCAGACUUGCCAUUUUUUUUCUUGUGUUCUCGAGCCUCACCUCUAUGCCAUUGUAGCAACGGAGCCUGUCCCCGCAAGACCACCAUUGGUUUUGUACUGGGCCGCGGAAAGGGGUUACGUAUCUGUUCUUCAGAAGAUCUUUCAAUAUAGCAAGCCCGACGAAAUCCCUGUCAGAUGCAAAACGAGAGCCCUCUCUCACGCCGCGGAGCACGGCCAGACCGCCGCGGCGAAAUUCUUGCUAGAUGUGGGCGCCAAAAUUAACAGGGUCGUUUCAAUCGACGACGUGAACCGGUACACGGCGUUGCAUCGCGCGGCGGCCAACGGCCAUGCUGAGAUGGUGAUAUUCCUGCUCGAUAACGGGGCCAAUCCUGCUAUCCAGGGUUCGCCCGACGAGGUUGCAGUGCUCGAGCACGCGGAUUCAUGGGGGCAGAAGGAUAUGGUCCAACUAUUCCUGUCCCGUGGGUUCGGUAUCAAGAAGCCCCCAUGGGCCGUUGGGACCAUAUAUCAUGAAGACAUCGAUCAAAUCGAAGAAUUCCUGGAGUAA